Equus quagga is the source of this 6205-nucleotide messenger RNA. It is a transcript of the gene FHDC1, whose product is annotated as FH2 domain containing 1. Bases 546 to 3944 code for a protein of 1132 amino acids. The record is from RefSeq and is a predicted model, not a curated record. NCBI's taxonomy places the organism in Eukaryota, Metazoa, Chordata, Mammalia, Perissodactyla, Equidae. Gene Ontology annotation, biological process: actin filament polymerization. Gene Ontology annotation, cellular component: actin filament; cytoplasm. The transcript has 12 exons. Gene Ontology annotation, molecular function: actin binding; microtubule binding.
ACCUUUGGGAAGCUCUGCCCAGCUAGGAUUCUGCUACACGGGCUAGGACGGCUCACUCAAGCGCUGCCUAGCGCUCCGGGGAGAAACAAGUGCGCGGCAGAGGUGGCCUGGCGCGCGUUUGUGUGUGCGUGCAUGAGUGUGCGUGUGCGCACGUGUGUGUGUGCGCGUGUGCGCAGGGGAGGCUGCCGCAGAGGCUCCUUUGUGGAAGGCACUUGCCGGUUCAGAAGCCAGCUUGGCGCCUCCCCUUGCUGGUUCCACGAGGACACCUGGCUCUUCGCAGUCGGCACCUCUCCGUCCCCCGCCACCCCUACUUCCCUCGGUGGCCGGCCAGCCGGCCCCGCGCCAGCCUUCGCGCGCGGGGAGCAGCGUGCCCAGUGGCGGCUUCCAGGUCCCCGGGGCCCCGCGCAGGUGAAGGUUUGCAAGAUGACACACAACAGAAGUGCCUUUUUCUCUGGCGGCAGACUGGCAAGCGUAUGAUGCAAAUUUGAUGUUUGCGUCUGCUUUCUCAAGGUCGAGAAGUUAUCUCCUUAGAAGGCAGCAGUACUAUGCAUGUUAUGAAUUGUGUCUCCUUGGUCAAUGAUAAAGAAAAUGGGAAUAUCGCCAUGGCAGCUGGAUUCAUGAUCGGGCAAACACCACCACCCCCUCCUCCUCCGCCACCCCCUCCACCUCCGCCAUGUCCCUAUUCAGGGGAAGGGUUUCCUCCUUCUCCUCCUCCUCCCCCCCCACCUCCACUACCUGGGGGGCCUCUGGUUCCACCGCCCCCUCCAGGCCUACCCCCAACUUCUCACGUGAAUGGCUACAGCCACCUUGGUAAGAAAAAGCGGAUGAGAAGCUUUUUUUGGAAAACCAUUCCAGAGGAGCAAGUUCGCGGCAAAACCAACAUCUGGACUUUGGCAGCCAGGCAGAAGCAUCACUACCAAAUUGAUACGAAGACCAUCGAAGAGCUCUUUGGGCAGCAAGAAGAUACCACCAAGUCUUCCCCUUCUAGGAGAGGAGGAAGUGUAAAUUCGUCCUCCAGGGAUGCUAGAGAAGAGAUUACCCUCUUGGAUGCAAAACGGAGCAUGAACAUUGGGAUAUUUCUUAAGCAAUUUAAGAAGUCUCCUCAGUCCAUCGUGGAAGAUAUUCAUCAAGGAAAGAGUGAGCAUUAUGGAGCAGAGACAUUGCGAGAAUUUCUGAAGCUUUUGCCAGAGUCAGAGGAGAUCAAGAAAUUAAAAACAUUUAGUGGCGAUGUGUGCAAGCUGUCCCUGGCAGACUCCUUUCUGCACUGCUUAAUUCAGGUGCCAAACUAUUCACUUCGGAUUGAAGCCAUGGUGCUAAAGAAGGAAUUUUUACCUUCUUGUUCUUCUCUAUACACAGAUAUAACAAUUCUAAGAACUGCUACAAAAGAGCUGAUGUCGUGCGAGGAGCUGCAUUCGAUAUUACACUUGGUGCUACAGGCGGGGAAUAUCAUGAAUGCAGGAGGGUAUGCUGGCAAUGCAGUAGGAUUUAAACUGUCUUCUUUGCUCAAAUUGGCAGACACAAAAGCCAACAAACCUGGGAUGAAUCUUCUGCACUUUGUCGCACAGGAAGCACAAAAGAAAGAUGCCAUUCUUCUAAACUUUUCUGAAAAAUUGCAUCACGUUCAGGAGGCUGCUAGAUUAUCUCUGGAUAACACGGAGGCAGAGCUACACUCGCUCUUUGUCAGGACGAGAUCUCUAAAGGAAAACAUCCAGCGGGAUGGUGAACUUUGUCAGCAGAUGGAAGAUUUCCUUCAGUUUGCGGUGGAAAAGCUGACAGAACUGGAGCGCUGGAAAGGAGAGCUCCAGGACGAGGCCCACACCCUGAUCGAUUUUUUCUGUGAAGACAAGGAAACCAUGAAACUGGACGAAUGCCUUCAGAUAUUUAGAGACUUUUGUAUCAGAUUCAACAAGGCAGUUAAGGACAACCAUGACCGGGAGGUGCAGGAGCUGAGGCAGCAGCAGCGGCUAAAGGAGCUGGAGGAGAAGCGUCGCUCCUGGGCAGCCGGGGAGCUUGGGGGCUUCGGCCGGAGCAGCAGUGAGAAUGACGUGGAGCAGCUGACCAAGAAGGGCGCGGAGGCCCUGCCCUCGUUCCUGCACGCCAGGCCCGUCAGCCCCUCCUACCGCACCCCCAACGCGCGCCGCUCGCGCCUGUCGCUGGGCCUCAUCGCCGACCGCGAGCUCCUCACCUUCCUGGAGAGCUCCACCGGCGGCCCCUCCGAGGAGCCCGCCAGGUUUCACAGCCUGCCCCGGAGCAGCCCCCGGCCCGCUGGGCCCACCGUGGCCUGGACGGAUCCUGCAGAGCCAAGGGGCCAGGACUCCGGGCGCGCACACAGACCUGGGGCCUCAGAGAGCCGGGAGGAAGCCCCCGAGCCCCCCUCAGCGUGGCAGAGCCAGCCGCCAGCGCCCGGGCCUGCGGAGCCUGCCUCCGCCUCCCCCCGAGCGCGGUGCGGCGGGGCCAGCAUCCUCCGAAAGAGGAACAGCGAACCUGUGGGCCUGGGUCCCGCCCGGUCCCCUCCACUCUCGCCGCUGGCUCUGGGGAUUAAGGAGCACGAGCUGGUGACCGGACUGGCCCAGUUUGACCUCCAGGGUUCCAAAGGCCCGGAGACACCCCGGCUGAUCCUGAAUGACUCCAGCCCAACGGCGUCUCUGGGGGAUGGGAGCCGCCUGACACCUGUGGGCAGAGGUGCCCAGGCGGGUCGCAGCCCAGCCCCAGGGGGUGAUGGGGCUGCCCCUGAUGAGCCCAGCAGCGCAGCUCUGGUAUCUGUAGGCAGCAGCGACCCUGAGAGCAAAGAUCCGGGGUCUCUGAUCUACAUCUUGGACACCACCGACUGCUCGCUGACCCUGGACUCCUCGGAGGGAGCCGACUCCAGACCGGGACCUGGGGAGCGGGAGGCGGGGGGCGAACGAGAUGGCUCCAUGUCCUCUGGGGCUGGGGAGACGGCUGGCAGCCAGGUCUCCUCUAACCCCGCUUCCAGCCCCCCCAGGGAGGCCCCUGCCCCGGUCUCCGUGAAAAGCCAGCCUAGCUCCAAGGGUGGCCUUCCGAGGGACAGACCCGCCAAAGGGAAGGAUGUGAUGGGGCCGAAGAGAAACUCCCUCAAAGACGCGUCCCAGGGGGCUUCCAGGCCCGCGAGCGCGCGGCGGGGCCACGGGGCGGCGCCCAGGCCGGUGCGGACCCUGAACGCGUCGGAGAGCGAGAGCAUGCGCAAGGUCGUGCCGCUCUCCCGGGCCGGCAGGGGCCCCGCGGGCUGGACGCGGCCCCCUCGGGACACCCCCGGCAGCACCGACGCGCCGUGGUCGCGCCGCAGCUCUGUGAGGGGGACCUCGGAAACGUCGCCCAGGAGGCCCUCCACGGGGCCGGGGGCGGUGGCGGAGGAGCAGAGGCUGCCCCGAGCGAGCGGCAGCUCCAGCAGCGCGCGUCCCGGGAAGGAGCCCCAGCUGCAGCGCAGGGGCUCCGUCAGGAAGCCCAGCGCCAAGCCCCUCAGGAACGUCCCCAGACAGAAACCUGAGGACAGUAAGAUCUGCUGCUCCAACUCCCAGGGCCUCGGGAGACCCCAAGAAGAGCCCAGGCGGCCGCCGGCUCCCAGCGUCCCCCGUGUCCAAGCCCCCAUCCCGAGCUUUGCCCGAAACACUGUCGCCUCCUCAUCUCGGUCCACGAGAACAGAGGCCCCUUCUGUGGCCAGAGCCCCUGGCAUCACGCGGACAGUCUCGCAGCGGCAGCUGAGGGUGAAGAGUACCCCUGAGGAUGCUGCCCCCAAGGACCCCGGCGCCCUGCGGCGGGCCAGCAGCGCCCGCGCCCCCAAAAAGUGUUCAGAGUCUUCUGCGGGUUCCAGUACCAACACGGAGACCCCUCUGAAGGGCAGAGGGGCUGGGGAAAGGGCCUCGCUCCGCCUGAAAGACUCACAUGCGACCACGCCCAGGAACAUCCUUCAUCCCUUCCGGAAGUGAUGGGUGCCUGUCCUUUGUCACCUCCUGGGGUUCAGAUGGAGAGGACUGGCUUCUGUGAAAGGCCAACACCAAAUGUCUUUGUUCCACGUAAAGUGACCCACUGGUGUCACCGAAGGCACAAUCUGGGAGGCCGGUGGACCGCCGCCUGCUGCGCUGACUCCUGCUAUGAAAUCCCGAGUCUGGACGUGUGCCACCCGGUGAGGGGCCGGCACCUCGCGCACACACCGCGGAGGUGUGUGCAAGCGAACCCUCUCCCCCAAAACGAAGACCCAGUCGACGUGUAAAAUGUCAUUCUUAUCUAACGAGUAAAAAAAGAAUUUUGGCCAGUUUUUAUACAUCAAAGACUUAUUUUUUAAUAUAAGAAUUAAGUUUUGUUCCAGUUGGUUCCUUUUGCAGAGUGAAAUGCCUCCCUGGAAAAAAAGAAGAAAAACCCCUUAAUAUGAAGAUAUUUUUAUCUUCCUGUGUUCCCUGGUCUCAGGGUUCCACCUGCCCACACACCAAGCAUUGCAGGCGGCUGGACUUCUCUGCCAGCCCUUGGUGUUCUGUGGUUGGCCCCAUCUCCUUGAAGAUGUUCCUGCCUCGCUCACCCCUCACUGUGUGACUCUGGGUGAGGGUUUGCGUGUGAGCAGGAGGGAAAGCGAGACUGGUGGACAGAAAUCACAUGCUGCGGGCAAGUCUUUCCUGGAGAUGAGCGGCAGCCCCUGGGAGGAUGCUGGAUCUUCUAGAGUUUAGAAGUGCCGAAUUAUAAUGGAAAGGCAUCAAGGGCUGUCCAGCUGAGCGCAUCUCUCCCGAUCUGUGUUUUCUCAUUUGUGUGUCUGUUGUAAAACUGAGUGAAGGCUGCUAUGACUUGGGUUCACUCCAGGUACGGGAGGAGUAAGCCCUUCCGUGUCCCAUUCUUCUUCCUCCCUUCUCUCUUUGCUCCCAGCCCUUCCUUCUUUGCUCAUGUGACCUGGAGCCUGGAGAGUCUCUCUGUCUCUCUGUCUCUCUCUCAGCGAUGAUACUUUUUAAUGCUGAUGUCUAUUCUUUGAUACAGUGGCUUUAAAAUCCCGAGAAAAACCAAAUUAAAUCGUUGAAAACAGACCAAAAAUAUGAACUUGUUUUCAGAAGAACUUAAAUCAUCAGAAACUUUUUUUUUUUAAAUCAGGCUUCAUUCAAAAGAAAGCAGAACACAUACCUUUUCUACUCAGUAUCCAUUCAUUGCUGUCCUCUGAGAUUAAUUGGGAAGUGUGGGAAUUCUUGAAACUUUACUGAGUUUAAAAAAUUUCCCUUGACUUUUUUUCACUUUUGAUCACUUAUUAGUGAAACCUCAUGUUAGAUCCAACAGUGAUGGGUGGAUUUAGGCCAAUAUGAUGUAUUUGUGAUGAAUCUGUGUGGGUAAUGUUACAGUCUCCCUCCUGUAAAAUGUGGCCAUCCAUCCAAAUUAGUUGGAAGCUGAGCUUCCAUAAGUCAGCUAAAUUGAAAAAGUAAAUUUUAUGGCUGAAGAAGUAAGACAUCUGACCGCAAAAACCUCUUGUAAAAAUAGCCCUGAGUGGUUGUUUCCAGGGCUGCACAAAGAUGGUUAUGGAAUCCUGAGCUGUUUGUCACCAUCUAAAAAAGCCUAAGAAAUCAUAUUUAACCGUGCAGACAACGUUCAAAACAUAGGGCCCAUGGGUGGGUGGAGAUGGAUGAAAGAGGUCAAAAAUUUUUGGAUUUGUGGAUGGUGAUGGGGUCCCGACCCUUAGGCAGGACCUGGGGACCAGGAUCUGGAGACCCAGCUCCAUCGCCAAUGCCGUGUGACUUUGGCAAGUCACUCCCUCCCCCUAAACUCCUGUUUCCCAGUCUGCAGAAGUGGGGACAUGGCCUCAAUGAUGGUCUCCAAGGGCCUUCUAGCUCCAAGAGUGCGAGUCAUCAUAAGCAACCAAUGACCCAUCUGCCCUGGGAUGAACUUCUCCCAACCAACCCCCAGCAUCUCUGCAGCACAGGCCUCACGUAAAGGCCUGCUUGGAAGAAGGCACCUUGAGAAUGGGUUGCUGCUGUGAAAUCCCGAGAAGUGGUUAUUUACUUAGCCCUGUGGAUGACUUCUGUGUAUACAUCUGUGCGAGCAGGUGAUCAUUCUAUUACCUUUUAUUGGUAGUAAACUUGGAAAAAUAAUUUAAGUAUAUAAAGGAGAAAUGUACAUAAGUUUCUAUAUAAAUUUGUUAAGAUGAACUGAAUGUAUUUAAAGGUCCAUUUAUAUGUUCUUUUACAUACCACGUAGUUUAAUAAAGUUCCUGUUUAUGGGA